CAAAAAAAUACAAACCACCCAAAAUUCUUGAUACCAUCUGAAACAACAGCACAAGCUUUCAUUUCUUCCAUGACUUUCCUCUCUCUAAAACUCUAAAUCUCUCUCUCAAAUGGAAACUAUUCUCUCUCCCCCCACAUUCUCCCCAUUCCUUAACCCCAAACCUUCUUCUCUCAAACCCAGAUCACUUUCAAUACCCUCUACAAAACCCAUAAUUUGUUCCCUAAAAAAACCCAUAAUUUUACCUCAAAAAUCAUCAUCCUUUUCACUACCCAGUAACUGGUUUUCACCCAUUCAGCAUGGAUUAGCAGCUCUUGCUCUUUCAUUAGCCCUUAAUUUCUCCCCAAUUUUGCCAGUUUCUGUUGCUAAUGCUUCCGAAUUUGAUGUUGUAAAUGAUGGUCCACCUAAAGAAUCAUAUGUUGUUGAUGAUGCAGGUGUUCUUAGUCGUGUCACUAAAUCUGAUCUCAAGAGAUUGUUAUCUGAUUUAGAGUCUAGGAAGAAUUUCCGUCUUAAUUUCGUCACUGUUCGCAAAUUAACUAGCAAAGCUGAUGCUUUUGAGUAUGCUGAUCAAGUUUUGGAGAAAUGGUACCCAAGUGUUGAGGAUGGUGAUAACAAAGGGAUUGUUGUCCUUGUGACUAGCCAAAAGGAAGGGGCAGUUACCGGCGGACCUUCAUUUAUCAAGGCUGUUGGAGAGAAUAUUCUUGAUGCAACUGUGUCAGAAAAUCUUCCUGUAUUAGCAACUGAUGAGAAAUACAACGAAGCCAUUUACAGCAGUGCCAAGCGGUUAGUCGCUGCUAUUGAUGGUCUUCCGGACCCUGGAGGCCCGUCAUUCAAGGACAGCAAAAGAGAAUCCAACUUCAAGUCUAAGGAAGAGACAGAAGAAAAACGAGGUCAAUUCAGUCUCGUGGUUGGAGGUUUGUUGGUCGUUGCAUUUGUUGUCCCUAUGGCACAAUACUACGCAUAUGUUUCCAAAAAAUAAGGUGUCUUUGGAUUCACGCUCCAAGGUAACUUGCCAUGUUUUUAAAACUUUUGUAAAGUAAAUGUACAAAGACAUAAUUGUAUAAACAAAUGUUUGACCGUGUAGACAACUGGUUGAUGAGGCACUUCUGUUAAAGGAGUAUGAAAAAGAAGUUUAAAUAUGAUGAGGAUUAGAUGUUCAUAA
Molecule: messenger RNA, 1159 nt
Organism: Spinacia oleracea (spinach)
Lineage: Eukaryota; Viridiplantae; Streptophyta; Magnoliopsida; Caryophyllales; Amaranthaceae
Product: UPF0603 protein At1g54780, chloroplastic
Exons: 3
Coding region: 110-976 (288 amino acids)
Source: RefSeq, a predicted model, not a curated record